Molecule: messenger RNA, 649 nt
Organism: Nylanderia fulva
Lineage: Eukaryota; Metazoa; Arthropoda; Insecta; Hymenoptera; Formicidae
Source: RefSeq, a predicted model, not a curated record
AUGAAGGUUUUCAAAAAUUACAAAGAAAUAAAUAGGCGAUUGGAUUCGCUAGAAGAAAAAAUCGAUGGCAAUAUUAUAAAUGCAAUGCUCAUGAAACCGCGAAUCCUCCCAUUUUCAAGUAUAGAUACGAUAAAAAGGUUCACAAAGGAAGACAGGGUUCUUUACAAUGAAGUCGUAAACUACUUCAAAUUUUUAAAUUGUAUGACGUUAAAAGACAGCGUGCAUCAAUGUGUAAAAGAAUCUAUAACAAUGCAAGUAGCAACGAAACUGACAUGGUGGGGUGUUCCUGAUGUUAAAUUCCCAUUUUACAAUACAGUUUUAUGUCAAGCGAUUUACCAAGCCGUAGGAUCGAAUCGGUACUACCUUAAACCAACCAGAGAAGAAUUUCAAAAAGAAGUUGUGGCAUCUAUAAAAGUUGCAAAACAACGUUUGCGAAAUGCCAGAGAAAGACAUCCUGGAAUUCAAGGGAGGCGAAGAAACUUGCAGGCUGCUGCAGAUGCAUUGUAUAAUGAUGAAAACGUUAGCAAUCACGAAGAUGAUGGAAAUCAAAGCGAAGAUAGCGGCGAGCACAUUACAUACGCAGAAAAUGAAAACGAUAGCGACGAGCACUCUGAUGAAUUAUAAAUUUUUCUACGUUUUGUCUAGUAUA